CCCCAGUUAAUGAUUGACCCUCACUCCAGUGUCCUUGUGUCCCUGGCCCUGGCAGCCUCACAACAUCAGCGCCAUGGGGUCUUGCAGGGCCUUUGGCCUCCUCCUCCUCCUCUUCUUCCUGCCACUGAUGGGGGGCAAGGCCCAGGACCCUGAGCUCGUGCUGGUGGCCCCUCGGCGUGCGGCUCUCGGGACACCCCUGGGACUGCUGGUAGCAGCUGCGGGGCCAGUGACUGGGACAGUGACAGCGUGGCCUGAAGGCAGCCGUGGGGCAGGGCCCUGUGCACCCCCGACCGCCUUCUCCCUUACAUCUCACAAUGACUUCAACCAGCUCCUGCACAUUGAGGUCACCCCGGCGCAGGCUGAGCGCUGUGGGGUGCUGCGGGCGGCCAGGGGCCGGGUGUUGCUCCUGGAGGCCCGGAGUGCCCAGUUGCCCCCCCCUGGCACCCGGCUGGUGCGGGUGGCCCUGGGGGGGUCCCGAGGCCACCUCAUCAUCCAGACUGACAAACCCCUCUACGCCCCCCGCCAGACAGUGCGCUUCCGUGUCUUCUCCAUGGAUCCUGAGCUGCAGCCAAACCCCGAACCCAUCCUGGUCACCAUCACGAACCCUCUGGGGGCACGAGUGCGGGAGGGACAGCGGGUGCCCCUGGACACGGUUCUGAGCGACCAGUUGGUGCUGCCUGACAUUGCCCUGCCAGGGACGUGGCAUGUGCGGGCCCAGCUGGCGGCCAGCCCGGACACCAAUGGCUCAGCUGCCUUUGAGGUGCGCAAGUACGCCCUGCCCGGCUUCGAGGUGCGGAUCCGCCCUGAACCACGCUUCGUGGUGCUGAGCAAGCCUGAGCUGGCCCCGCUGCGCGUCCACCUCCACGUCCAGUUCCCUGAUGGGGCGCCCGUGGGGGGCCACGCGCAGCUGCGUGUGGGGCUCCUCAACGCCGGGGGCCGAGGGGGACAAUUCCUACGGGGACUGGAGCAGCAGAGCCGGGUGACCGAAGGCCACGCCUCCCUGGAUGUGUCCCUGCUGGCCAUGGCCCGCGCCCUUGGCGUGGCACUGCCUGACCUGCAGGGGGCGCGCCUGCGCCUGGCAGUCGCGGUGGUGGAGGCACAAGGCGGGGAGCUGGUGGAGCAGGAGGCGACGGUGGCCCUGGUGGCCUCGCCCUGGGCCCUGGAUCUGGCUGAGACACCCCGGUUCUUCGUGCCGGGGGCCCCCUUCACCCUCCUGGGCCGGGUGCUGCAUGCUGGGGGGGAGCCGGCCCCUGGCAUUGGGGUGCGGGUGACAGUGGGGGUGACAGGGGCCACCUCCCCACCCCCCAUCGAGUUUCGGGCUGACACCACCGGUGCCAUCAUCAUCCCCAUCAACGUCCCCAGCGGAGCCACGGCCCUCGACCUCAGUGUUGAAGCAGGGCAGGCAGAUGGCCCCCCAGCCCAGGCGCAGAUGACGGUGGCCCCAGUGGAAGCAGUUUCGGGGCGCUUCCUGCUGCUGGGGGGGCCUGGGGGACCCCUGCAACCUGGGGAGGUGCUGAGGCUGCAACUGCGUGACCUGGGCCCCCCUCCGGCCCCCCGCCUCUUCCACGUGCUGGCAGUGGCACGGGGGCGGCUGGUGGCAGCCCUGGCGGUGCAGCGGGGGACGGUGACGGAGGUGACGCUGCCAGUGACACCCGCCAUGGUCCCGCGGCUCCGCGUUGUCGCCUUCUUCCAGGCUGGGGGGCAGCUGGUGGCAGCCAGCUGGGUGGCACCCGUGGUGGAUUCCUGUGACAACCAGGUACGGGUAGUGGUGCCCCCACCAGGGCCCGACCUGCGUCCCCAAGCCUCCCUGACGGUAACGGUGACCACGGGGACCCCGACCACUGUGGCCCUGGGGGCCAUCGACACGGCCGUGCUGGCGCUGGAGCCGCGGCACCGCCUUGGCCCCACCAAGGUGAAGGCAGUUUUGGGCAGCAGCGAUUUGGGGUGCAACCCUGGGGGGGGGGCCAAUGUUGCUGGGAUCUUCAGGGCUGCGGGACUUGUGCUGGGGAUGGGGGGAGCUACCCCUCCCCUGGGGCCAGGUCCUGGCUGUCCCCCGUCUCCUCCCCGCCAGCGGCGCUCGCUGGAGCUGCUGCAGCUGCUGGAGGAGAAGGCGGGGCAGUGGCGGGGUGACCCAGCGACAUGGCGCUGCUGCCGGGACGGGGCGACGGCGCUGCCAGUGCGGGCGACGUGUGACCAGCGGGGACAGCGGGUGACAACGGCCGGGGGGUGUCGUGACGCCUUCCUGCACUGCUGUGCCCUGGCCCGUGACUUGCGCCGGCGGGGACAGGCCGGGGGGUUGGCACGAGUGCUGGAGGCGGCGCUGGAGCAGCAGCUGCUGGACGACGAGGAGGUGCCGACCCGGAGCUUCUUCCCCGAGAGCUGGCUGUGGCGCAGGGUCCCUGUCGAUGGCUCCGUUCGGAUCUCGGUGCUGCUCCCAGACUCCAUCACCACCUGGGAGAUUCAGGCUGUUGCCAUCAUUCCCGGCGUGGGGCUGUGCGUGGCUGUGCCCCAGCGGGUGACGGUGACACAGGACGUGCGCGUGGCCCUGCGGCUGCCCCCCAGCGCCCGACCCCGUGAGCAGCUGCAGCUCCAGCCCCUCAUCCACAGCAGGCUGCCCCGCAGCAUCAACGUGACAGUGACGCUGUCAGUGGCUGAGGGCAUAUGUGCGGCGUUGGAUGGAGCCCCCCAGGACCUAGAAUUGCCUCCUGGGGGGGCUAUUGCUGUGCCCCUCACCUUGGUGGCCUUGCGCCCUGGGGACGUCCCCAUCACUAUCACCGCCCGCGGGCCCUGGGGGCUGAGUGACCGUGUCACCCACAUCCUCCACGUCGAGCCCGAGGGUGAGCUGCACCUGGAGGAGACCAGCUACGUCCUGGACACCAACAACAAGCAGGGCAGGACCCUGGAGCUGCCAGGGGACGUCCCAGCCGAGAUUGUCCCCGAUGGGGAUUUCAGCAUGAGCAUCCGCGUUACCGGCCGGGUGCCGGGCUGGGCACUGCAGGGGGCUCUGGGGGUGAAGGGGACGCUGCUGCGGGCCCCCCGGGGCUGCGGGGAGCAGUCGCUGAUGGUGCUGGCCCCUGCUGCUGCCACUCUGCGCUACCUGGACGAGAGUGAGGGGUGGGCGCAGCUGCCUGCUGGGCACCGCGAACGUGGCCUCAGCACCCUACAACAGGGCUUCGAGCGGGUGCAGAGCUUCCGCAAGAGCGACGGCUCCUACGGGGCCUGGCUACACCGGGGUAGCAGCACCUGGCUGACGGCACUGGUGCUGCGCGUGAUGGCCUUGUCCCGUCCCUACCUGCCGGUGGAUGCCGAUGGCCCCAGCGCGUCCCUGCGGUGGCUGCUGGGACAGCAGCGGCCGGACGGUGCCUUCGUGGAGCACGAACCCGUGAUACACCGCGAGAUGCAGGGCGGUGUUGGAGACCCAGGCCCGGAGGCCACUGUGUCCCUGACGGCCUUCGUGGUGGUGGCCCUGCACAGCACUCGCGUGCUCCUGCCCCCGGACAGCCCCGAGCAGCAACUUCUGGACAAGGCACUGUCCCAGGCAUCCACCUUCCUGCGAGGCCACGUGGAGACGCUGGGGACCUUUGGGACAGCCAUCACAGCCUACGCACUGGCACUGGUGGACACCAGCCCCCCAGGGCCACAACCUGCUGUGGAGCGCUUGCGUCGCCUGGCCCGAAAGGCCCACGGAGGUCGGGCACAGUUCUGGCCGGCCGGGGGUCCUGCAGCCACCGUGGAGGCAACGGCCUACGGGCUCCUAGCGCUGCUGCAGAGCCGUGAUGUUGCUGGAGCCAGCCGGGCGGCCCAGUGGCUCCGUGAGCAAAGCAACUACGGUGGUGGCUUCCAUUCCACCCAGGACACGUUGGUGGCGCUGGAGGCACUGGCCCAGAUGUGGCUACAAUGGGGACGUGGGGCCAGAUCUGGGCUCAACCUGGGGCUGUCCUGGCCGGGGGGGAUCCGAGGAGGUCCUGGGGGCACCCAAGUGACACUGGAGCCUGGCCUGGAGCCACUGGAGCAGGAGCUUCGGGUGCCCUUGGGCAGCCCGGUGACAGUGAAGGUGGAGGGACAUGGCGAGGGGACCCUCACGGUCCUGCGGCAGUUCCGCCUGAUGUCGCCCCCCAAUGCCACCUGCCAGGGGCUGGGCCUAGAGGUGUCCAUCACCGGCCCCAUCAUCUAUCAAGAUGAAGAGGACUACGAGGACUAUGAGGAGGAGGAGGAGCUUGAGGGGAGGGCGGAGCCUCCAGAAGGGGUGGGGCCUGCAGGAGGGGCGGGGCUUGCAGAGGCUGCCGCCCCCCUGAGUCCCAUGGCCUUGUGGGAUGCCCGGCAGAGGCAGCGGCGGGAUGUGCGUGACCCAGGCCGCGAGGUCGCCUUCCUGGUCUGCUUCUGGCGGGGCCCAGGUGCAGGGCUGGCAGGAAUGGCUGUGGUCGAGGUCUCCCUGCUCAGCGGCUUCCGGCCCCACCGGCCUGACCUGGACAAGCUGCGGGACGUGGUUGAUCGCUGGAUAAGCCACUACGAGCUCGACGGGGCCCGGCUGGUGCUGUACCUGGAUGAGGUCCCCCCCCAGCGCCAGUGUCUCAGCUUCGGGGCAACACAGGAUGUGGCUGUGGGGCAGCUGCAGCCCGCCAUGGCAGUCAUCUAUGACUACUACGAGCCAGCUCGGCGCUGCACCGUCUUCUACAGCGCCCCCCGCAGGAGCAGCGCUGUGGCCACCCUCUGCUCCCCGAAAGUCUGCGAAUGUGCACAAGGUGGGUGUCCCCGGGCCCAAAGGGGGACGGAGGAGCUGACGGCCGACGAUCGCCUUGACUUUGCCUGCUACAGCCCUCGCGUUGACUAUGCAAUGGUGGUUCAGGUGCUGACCCAAAAUGAGGUUGGAGCUUUUGUGGGGUUCGAGACAGAAAUCCAGGAGGUUCUGCUGAUGGGGCAGGAUACAGCGGUGGCCCCUGGGGAACGGCGGCGGAUACUGGUGAGGGAGAGCUGCACCCUGCGCCUGCGCUCCCACAACACCUACCUGGUGAUGGGGUUGGAUGGGGGAACACGGGACCCCCAAGGACGCCCCCAGUACUUACUGAGCCCCCAGUCAUGGGUGGAAGAGGUGCCAUCCCCUGCCCGCUGUGGGGCCACACGGCUGCGGAGACGCUGUGCCCAGCUGCAGGACUUCCGCAACCGCCUUGGCCAGCUGGGCUGCCAGCUGUGAGCCGGGGACACGUGGUCCCGCUGGAGGACACCCAUGCUGGGGCCAACUGGGAACAACUGGGAUUUACUGGGGGCAACUGGGACCACACUGGGAACAACUCAGACUGCACUGGGUGCAACUGGGGCCCUAUCUGGAUCAAUUGGGGUCAACUAGAAAUAAACUAGUGUCAACUGAGA
Anas platyrhynchos (mallard) is the source of this 5367-nucleotide messenger RNA. RefSeq names its product complement C4B (Chido/Rodgers blood group) (gene C4B). The record is from RefSeq and is a predicted model, not a curated record. Lineage: Eukaryota; Metazoa; Chordata; Aves; Anseriformes; Anatidae. Gene Ontology annotation, cellular component: extracellular region. Gene Ontology annotation, molecular function: protein binding; endopeptidase inhibitor activity. Gene Ontology annotation, biological process: complement activation.